UAGAAGUAAUUCAGUCACAGGUACGUUCGAAGUGGGGACGGCAUACAUCGCAUCGAUGGGCAGUGCUUGCAGGAGUCAGUAGUGAAUUGUAGAAACUGGGAGGGUACUUGCCUGUGUAAGAUUUGGUGCUUGCGUGCGUGUUUGGUGUUAUUAUUAUUUGUUGGUAAAUAAGCAGUCAGUAUAAUUAAUUGGAACUGGAGCCGGGAGCUGUGAGUGUGUGCAGUGACAGCCAUGGGUCUCCGAAAGAAGAAUAAAAGCCCGCCGGUGCUUAGCCACGAGUUCGUGAUCCAGAAUCACGCGGAUAUGGUGUCUUGCGUGGCCAUGGUCAUCCUGCUGGGACUCAUGUUUGAGGUAACAGCAAAGUAUGCCAUCAUGUUUAUCACGGUCCAGUACAAUGUUACAUACACUGAAUAUAGGUCUGAACCGAUAAACUUCUAUGAAUAUGGACCAAAAGAUUUAGCUACUAUUUUCUUCUACGUGCUGGUAGCCAUCAUUCUUCAUGCCUUGAUCCAGGAGUACAUUCUUGACAAAAUUAACAGACGGCUUCAUUUAUCCAAAACCAAGCACAGCAAAUUCAAUGAAUCUGGUCAGCUUGCUGCCUUUUAUUUAUUUUCCGUCAUCUGGGGGACCAGCAUCCUGACUGCAGAGGAAUUUGCUUCAAACCCUACUCUCUUGUGGGAGGGAUACCCACAUUUACAUAUGUUCUUUCAGGUAAAAUUCUUCUACAUUUGCCAGAUUGCCUACUGGCUUCAUGCACUGCCUGAACUCUACUUUCAGAAAGUUCGAAAGGAGGAUAUUCCUCGGCAGCUGAACUAUAUUUGCCUUAAUGUUUUCCAUAUUGCUGGUGCCUAUAUAUUAAAUCUUCACCGCCUUGGCCUGACGUUGCUCGUGCCACACUGCCUGGUGGAACUUCUGUUCCACGCCUCUCGACUUUUCUACUUUAGUGAUGAAAACAAGCAAAAGGGGUUUACUCUCUGGGCCCUGCUGUUUGUAAUGGCUCGUCUCCUCACCCUCACUCUCUCUGUCCUCACUUUUGGCUUUGGUCUCGCUCGCUCAGAAAACCAGGGAUUUUCUAUCUCUGAGGGGAACUUUAAUGUUCUGACUGUCAGGAUUGGCUGUUUGGCUGCUAUUUGUCUGACACAGGCUUGGAUGAUGUGGAAGUUCAUAAAUUUCCAGUUGAAGAAAUGGAGAGAACACAGCCAGAACCAAGCCACCAAAAAAAAAAUCACCAGUCCUAAAAGCAGGCCUUCUAAAAAAGAAUCCAACAGAGGAAAUUCUGUUAAUGGAGUGGUGAAGUUGGAGGAGAGAACAUCACCCCGCGCACGAAAAGCAAAAGCUUCUUAAAGCAUGUGUUUCCAAAAUAGAAGUAUAAAAAGAUAGUGUAAGAGCAGUGUGCUACCCUAUCUCACCCUAAAAGUUGCCUGCCUCCUGCCCACAAAAGAGCAUUAGCACAAUCGGAAUAAAUCAGCAUUGUCGGGUGAAAAUGAAGCAUAUUGCAUGCUUUGGAAUUGUUUUUAUCAAUUACUUAAAAAUGUGUAAUUAAUGCAAGUUUUUCUCUCUAUGCCAUUGGUUGCAUAGCAAACCCCAGUUUUGUGUUAUCAUUUUUUACACCUAUUGAAUCUGAUCAAAUAGUGUGAACAGCAGCCUCUGUUCAAAAUGAUUUGACAUGGUACUAUCAUAGUGUUUACUGCCAAGUAGCUGGUUAGGGUGAGUUAAGCCUUUCUGAUGCCUUUACCAAACACUGUUGCAAUGCCAGGCAAGUAAAGCAGCUGCCAUGUUGCUUAAACUGUUCUGGAUUUGUAAUUAUUUUAUUAAAACAUUCAUAUGUGAUGCCACUUAUUUUGGGGGGAGGUUAAAGGAUCAUUUAUGAAGAGUAAGAGAUUCUUACCUGUAAAAAGCCUUAGUCAUUGGGCUAUAAAUGCUGUGCAGGUUAAAGCAUUUCUUCUGGAAACCUUAAAUGCCUAGAUUGGCAGAUUACAAGGGCCAUGAGACAGUGGAUCAUGUACAGUAUAAAAUGUGUAUCCAAGACAAGGAAGCAGUGCCGACCUUGACAUUUUGAAAUAGAUGUACUCGUCAGAAAUGCAUUGCUUUAAAGUGAGAAUCCGUGUGUAAAUUGUGGAAAUGCUAUACAAGCAAAGCGGAGGGUCUGUUUUUUGUGGUUAAAUUUAACCGAUGGGCUGAUAUCGAUCAUAGUUCAGGCACCUAGUGGCCUUUUAAUACAUCCUGGUAAUUUUACAGUGCUUAUCUUGGGUCAAACAUAACCCAUACUGCAGAGCAAUGCAGAACAUGAUCCAAACACAAUUCUUGAAGUGUCCUUAUAUGUAAAAUGUUAAAUAUGUGAACCAAUUUCAAAGUUAAGAUUAGGACUGUUAUGUAGCUUCUCGAAUGGUUCAGAAUUUUUUUGUCCAUCCUCUUUAGCCUUUUGGAAUGCUCCCUCUGUGUGUGUGUGUGCGCAUUGUUUUAGAUGCAUGAAACUGGGUGGCUGUGACUCCGCUUUAAGAUUUCAAUAAGUUUGUAUCUCUGCUGUAACAAUGCAAGGUAACAUUUAAUCUCUGUUUUGUCAAUGUCUUUUUUUCUGGACCAUUGUUUAUGCUAAUAGAGGUAUAACUAACAAAGUUGUUUAUACUUUGAAUCGCCUCUGCAAAACAACCCUAUAAAGGAUCAUUUUUCAUGUUGCAAGUGAUGCUAGAAAGGACGUGAUCAACUACAGCAGAAAAUGGGUCCACGUUCAGGUGCAAAAUCCUUUCCCUUCCCAUUGAUUUAGAUAAUGCUAGCAGCAUAGAAGGUGUGCUAUUACCUAUGUGCAGUACUGUCACUGUUCAUAACUUAAAGAAUCUCUCAUUUCUGUGGCAGUCUAUUUAUUCCAGUAUUAGAUAUGGAAAGAUUGCCCUUUAUCUUGAAAAUAGCAACUACACCAUCCGACACAGUCUAUUACCACAAGCCCAGUGAAUUAUGUGCAGUGACCAAUACUCACAUUCAUUCUUUGUUGCAGCAAUUUCUAAGGAGGGAGGGGAUGUCAACUUGUGACAGUCCUACAGUUCAUUUUGCAGAUUACAAAAUAAGCAGCGUAUACAGUGUUUAAGUGUUCUUAUUACCAAAUGCUUGUGAAGUUUAUAACCUAUUUUUUUUAUAGACCAAAAUUUAAAAAAUAAACUAAAAUAUUCAACCUCAAAAUAAACUUUUCUAACUCUGAAAGUGUGUGUUGAAAUGCCUGGAAACUUGGGUGCUCACAACUGCACAUUUCCUAUGGAAAUAAAAUGCAUUAUAGUAACAGGAUUAAUUUUGCAGCCUUUAACGUGUAACUGCUGAGCUGUUGUGUCAAGCAGUUAACAUAACGGUGUCAAAAAGCACAGCUGGCCAGAUAUUUUCAAAAUUCGAGUACCUGUCCCUGGGUACAGGUUCCUCAUGUAUAGUUGCUGAUGUUAGAAUAAAUAAAAGGAUUCUGUAUUGACCAUUGUAGUUUCAACCAAGAUCUUCUAAGCUGUAUAAAUGCCGUAGUUGCCAAAGCUUCAGUUAUUGGUCACUGCAAGAGCUAAGCAUUUGAAGUGACUGGCUAACACAUUUAUCAGGCUUCUUAAAUUAUCAAGCACAGAUUAUAAAAUCAGAUAAAAUGUGAAUGAAUAAUAAAAUGUAGUAUUAACUUCAACAGGCAUGCACUAGUUAUUUAGGCUAAAAGUUAAACACAGCCAAAAAGUCUUAAAAGAGGGCAGCAUGGAAGUAUGCUGUCACAUUAUAUUAAGUAUGGUGUAUUUAAGAAUGCAAUUCAGAUGGUAGAUUACCAAAUAAUUUAUUUUUCAACACCUUGUUUUGUCUCUUUCUGUUACAUGUUCUAUGAAUUUAGGCUGCACAUCUUUUAUGAUGAUCUUACCACAAGAUUCAUUCCUGCCAGGUUUUUGAUGUAUUUCAAGUCACAGCAGUACAGUACUGGCAAAAACCCAGUUGAGGUGUUUUUUAUUGCUACAUUGUAUCAUGCAUUUUAUGAUUUAACAAUAACUUUUAAGUUAGUUUUAGUCCCAUUUGAAACCCUACAAAGUUUAAAAAUCAAAUUAAAACGUUUAGUGUAACUUGUGUGCUUUUAAACUGUGUUGUGAUUUAAAGAUCAUUAAUUUUAGUUACGCAUAUACCAAUAAUAGAUAGCACAAGCUAGAGUGACUCUCGGAUGGCAUCAACACAUAUCCGAAGAGUACCAUCCAGUGAUAGUUUGUGUCAUUCCAACAGAAAUGUUGCAGGCUGUUAUCGGCAACAUUAUUCCUCCGGUUCUUUGACAAAGUGUUCAACAUAUGAUUCUGUGAUGCUCUACUGUACUAAAAAAAAAAUGCUUGGGAAAAAAAAAAAGAAAAGAAAAAACUUGGCA
Molecule: messenger RNA, 4354 nt
Organism: Acipenser ruthenus (sterlet)
Lineage: Eukaryota; Metazoa; Chordata; Actinopteri; Acipenseriformes; Acipenseridae
Product: translocating chain-associated membrane protein 1-like
Exons: 11
Coding region: 232-1344 (370 amino acids)
Biological process (GO): protein insertion into ER membrane; SRP-dependent cotranslational protein targeting to membrane, translocation
Cellular component (GO): endoplasmic reticulum membrane
Source: RefSeq, a predicted model, not a curated record